AUGUUUCGCAAGAAGAAAAAGAAGAGGCCAGACAUAUCAGCGCCUAAAAACUUUGAGCACCGUGUCCACACGUCAUUCGACUCCAAGCGAGGCUGCUUUAUUGGCCUGCCAACACAAUGGCAAAGCCUGAUAGAGAACUUGCGCAGGCCCAGGCCCGUGGUGGACCCUUCCAGGAUCACGGAAGUGGAGCUGAGGCCCAAGAAGACCAUUGUGCGUGGGAGCAUGAUCGGUCAUGGAGACUACAUCACAGCCAUGAUCAACGAUAUGAGCCGGCUGUCUGUGACCAGCUCCAAUUCUUUGCGAAAGAGCAGCCCCUCAGCCAGGAAGAGGGCCCAGUCUUUGGGAAGGCUCGGUGAGGUGAACGAGGGCGACACUUACCAAUACGAAGGCCUGAUUCAAGAUGAUGAAGAUGAAGAGGAUGCGGCUCAGGAUCAUUGGCGAGACAAAGCCAGGAACAUCCACAGUGAGUCCAACACUCCCUACUUGGGCAUGAAAAAGAGCAUCACUUUGCAGCCCAAUGGGAUACUACCAAAGGCUACUUCAAGCUUUGAGGUUGGCGAUAGCCCACUGGAGGGACUAUUACAAACAGGCCAGAACCAGAACAUUGCGGUGCCGAGUCACGGCUCUUAUAUGGGUGGUGAUGUGGCCAGCCCUCAGGAAAGAGUCAUAUGGAAGAGAGACUUUCAGCUGGCCAGAGGAAUGCCACCAAAUCAAAUACCUGUUGCAUGGUUCUAUAGCCCAGCUAUGAGUCUGCAGCAGCACCAAGAUCAGAGUGUCACCCCGACGGAGCUUCGGCCAAGUGUACCGAUGUACAUGCACCCUCAGAACAGCCCAGGGAGGCCAUUCUCCUCCUACGAUUUAAAAACGGAUUCAGCAGUGAGGUAUCACUCUGGCUUCCUGCCUACCGGCACCAAUAGUCCUCUAGUCAGCGGCAUCAGACCUCAACGGACCGUCCGAUCCUCAGCGAGUUACACUUUAGGACUGUCUCCCAACAUGGGACUAAGACCCAAUGGACCAGACCCUUUCCUUAGGCACUCUGGCUGCCCCAAUCCUCCUUACCCUCGACAGGACAGCCCAUCCCAACCUCGACCCUCCCCCACAGGCUCUCUUGCAACUAGUCCUCCCGGUACAUGUUCACCCGCCUUCAGACCCCCUCUUCCUUCACCCCGACCACCGCCUGACCCACCAAAGGUAACCCAUGAACAGUUUAAGGCCGCCCUCCAGAUGGUGGUGGAUAAAGGUGAUCCACGUUCUUACCUGGAAAACUUUGUGAAGAUUGGGGAGGGUUCAACGGGAGUGGUGUGCAUCGCCACAGAGAAGCACAGUGGUCGGCAAGUGGCGGUGAAGAUGAUGGACCCGCGGAGGCAGCAGAGGAGAGAGUUGCUCUUUAACGAGGUGGUGAUUAUGAGGGACUAUCAACAUAGGAACGUCGUGGAGAUGUAUAAAUCUGCCCUUGUGGAGGAGGAACUGUGGGUGAUCAUGGAGUACCUGCAAGGUGGAGCUCUAACCAACAUUGUGUCUGAAACCAGGCUGAGUGAAGAACAGAUUGCCACAGUGUGUGAAGCAGUCUUGCAAGCCCUGGCCUACCUCCACUCGCAAGGAGUCAUUCAUAGAGACAUCAAGAGUGACUCAAUACUACUCACGUUAGACGGAAGAGUCAAACUGUCCGACUUUGGCUUUUGUGCUCAGAUCAGUAAGGACAUCCCCAAGAGAAAGUCCCUGGUUGGGACUCCUUAUUGGAUGGCUCCAGAAGUCAUUUCCAAAUCGCCAUAUGGCACUGAGGUGGAUGUCUGGUCCAUGGGUGUCAUGGUAGUGGAGAUGGUGGAUGGAGAGCCACCAUACUUCAGUGAAACCCCAGUGGCAGCUAUGAAGAGACUGAGAGAUGAGUCAGCUCCUACCGUGAGAAAUGUCAACCAGGUGUCUCCAGUUCUUAAGGACUUUCUGGACCGUAUGCUAACACGGGACCCCUUGGAGCGGGCCAGUGCCACUGACCUGCUGGAGCACCCUUUCUUGCUGCAGAGCGGUUCACCUCAGUGCCUGGUCCCUCUAGUGGAGCAGUACCGCAAGCGCAUGUCCCGCUGCUGA
Nerophis lumbriciformis (worm pipefish) is the source of this 2085-nucleotide messenger RNA. NCBI's taxonomy places the organism in Eukaryota, Metazoa, Chordata, Actinopteri, Syngnathiformes, Syngnathidae. The record is from RefSeq and is a predicted model, not a curated record.